Enterobius vermicularis (human pinworm) is the source of this 210-nucleotide messenger RNA. The record is from the annotation of a GenBank genome assembly. NCBI's taxonomy places the organism in Eukaryota, Metazoa, Nematoda, Chromadorea, Rhabditida, Oxyuridae.
AUGGAUGAAAAAUCGGAUGCGAUGUCAACCGGGAAAGACCAAAAUGGUUUGGACCUGGCGAAUUUUAAUUUUGGAGCAUUUCAGCUAUCUGCUAACAGUAACAAUGGACAUCAUAGUUUAAUGCCGAUGGCUUCACGAAAUGUCUUUUAUGAUCAAAAUUUUUCUGCACCAAUACCAAAAACUCAAAUGACACAACAGAAUGGUGGGUAA